CAAUUCUGUUUAGAGUUAAAAUUGGGCCUGGUUUCUUGUCUCUAAUUUCAGAGCUCCAGGGUAGCAGCUUCCAUCUGAAAAAGUUUUGUUAUUUGAUGAAGUUGAAACAGCACAUCGCAUUUAUUUUAAUGCGGAGAAUAACUUUAAGGAAGAAGAAUUAAAAUGGCUGCUGCCACUGUAAUGCAGUUUGUGGAAGAUGCAAAGCAGGAUAUCAAUUCUCCUAGCACAUCCGUGUUUCCGUCUAAAAUGGCGGCUUAUAAAAACAUGGUGUCCAAUUUGGACGAGGUUCUUGAUGCAGAUCGAAAUACCACUCAUAGAUUCAAAAAAUGUGUGAAGACUAUGCAUGCUUCUGCCCAAGCUUUUGUUGCCAAUGAACUAACUUAUGCAGAAAACAUGGAAAAACUUGGCUCGGGUGCCCUGUCAAGAGAAGCUGAAACUGGCAUUGGUACAGCCUUUCUGAAAUUCUCUGUGAUAACAAAGGAGCUUUCACAGAUGACAAAAACCUUGCAUGCUAAUUUCAGCAAUAUGGUUCUUUUCCCACUGGAAUCCCUUCUACGAGGCGACAUGAAGACGCUGAAUGAACUUAAGAAACCUUUCGACGACUCAUGGAGAGAACUGAAGGCGAAAGGGAGCAAAGUUGAGAAAGAAGCUAGGAAGAAAACCCAAGAGAUUGUCCUUUACAGAAUUGACCCGCCUGAGGCCUCAGAGGAAACAGGAAAAGAACGAAAAAUGUUUAUGUAUCAAACAUGUGAGUACUUGAUAAAGGCGAAUGAAGUCAAAAUCAAAAAAGGAGUUGAACUGGUUCAGCAUUUGAUCGAAUAUUACCACGCACAGUUACAGUAUUUUCAUUGUGGAAUGGAGUUACUUGAAAACAUGCGUGGCUAUUUCGAUGGACUUGCUGGAGAGCUGCAGCAGCUUCGAUCGCAGCAAGAUGAGGAGCGAAAAGUUUUACUGGAAUUAAAAACACUGCUAAAAGGCUCUAUGCAGGCUGAAAAAUCUGAGGGCGACAAAAAAACUGUUUACAAUCUUCAUGGACAGCAAGGGGAUCGAGAUCACGGGACAGAGAAAACAGGAACUCUGUUUAAAAGGAGCGAAGGGGUUAGAAAGCAGUGGCAAAAACGAUACGUCGUGGUGAAGAAUGGACAGUUUUCAAUGUCACACACUUCGACAAGUGCACGAACAGUUACCCUGAAUCUGAUGACUUGCCAAGCAAAGUAUUCAACAGAGAAAGAUACAAAGAAAAACGUUUUUGCUCUCGUCGCUCAGAACAGAACAUAUCUUUUUCAAGCUGAGGAUGAGAGCGAUUGUGAAGCGUGGAUAUCAGUGAUAACCAACGCACGAGACGAAGCUUUGAACAAAGCAUUUGGUGAUGGCGAUGAAUCAUUGUCCAAAGAUACCAGCUCUGUGGCAAGAAGUCUUAAAGAGCUUACCGAAAACAUUGUAGCAGAAGUUAAAAAGGUAGCCGAAAAUGAUAUUUGUGUCGACUGUGGUGCGGCAGACCCAACAUGGUUUUCCACAAAUCUUGGCGUGCUAGUAUGCAUAGAAUGUUCUGGGAUCCAUCGAGAGAUGGGCGUCCAUAUUUCAAGAAUCAGAUCUUUAACACUGGAUAAGUUAGGAACUUCAGAAUUGCUGCUGACGAAAGCCGUUGGAAAUGGUGGUUUUAACGAGAUUAUGGAAGCCGAUUUAGAUUUUGUUUUGAAGCCAACACCUACUAGUAAAAUGGAGCAAAGAAAAGAGUUUAUUCAUGCUAAAUAUAUUCAAAAGAAAUUUGUACACAAAACUGAGAGCCCGCCCGAAGUCUUACUACAGGAUUUGAACCAGGCUGUUGGGAAUAGAGAUAUCCUUGCUGUCUUACAGUUAUACGCACAAGGGGUUGAACUGUCGAAACCUUUGCCAGAUUAUAAACAUAAUGGCACUGCUUUACACCGUGCUGUUGAACAGGAGGAUCUUACAUCACUUCACUUAGUCGACUUUCUUACCCAAAACAGUAGUAAGAUCGAUGUUCAGAAUACGGAGGGGAACACAGCACUUCAUAUUGCGACUAUUCUAGAUAAACCAGAAUGUGUGAAGCUUCUGCUUCGUGGUGGCUGUAAAAGCAGUAUAGUUAAUAACGAAGGAAAGGUUUGUCUGUCAAUCGCCACUGAGAGAGGAUCAAAAGAAAUAAUUGAACUUCUAAAGGAUGUCCAAGAAGGGAAAAUACAGAGGCUCGAUAAUGUAAAAAUAGACUGGGGAAUUAAUCAGGCAGAUGAUAUUUACGAAGAUCCUCUCGAUCUAAUGAAUGACAUCAACCGGGUUAAAUCAGAGCUGGAAAAUGAGAAAAAUGCCGAGGUGGCAGAGAAGGGAGUGCCAGUUUUGCCGGUCGUUCCAGUUCCUUUGCAAAGCUCUAAAUCGCAAAAGGGAAAGUCUGGUGGUCCGGUGAGACGAUCUGAGAGUCUGAGUAGCCCUCCAAAGUCAAUGAUGAACUCGAAAACGAGUAAUGCGUCUUCACCAACAAUAGACAAGACCUUCGUCUACCCUGAUGCAGGUGACAAAAUGCCCGCCCGGCCACCACCCCCGCCCAGAAAAAGCGUCAAAGUGAAAGGAACGCCUGUUCUUCCAACAGCUGCUCCUACUCUACCUGCUAAAGAGCAGAAAGCAGAACCACCAGGUGCAAUUACAGCAGCAACGCUAUCCACUUUUGCUCCAAGAUCUUCGCAGACACAACCGAAUUCAAUACAGGAUAAAAGUCCGCCACCUCCAAUGCCUCCAGCGCGCACGUCCUCUUCUUUGCCACGCCCGGACAGACCAGUUGCUCCUCCGCAAGUUCAUCGUCGACACCAAAGGAAUGCCUCCGAUGGUGGUAUUAUUGAUGCUUUGAAUACCGUACUUGGACAGCAACAGCAACAACAACAAAUAAAAGUGAAGCAAAAAGAAACAUACGAAGAGAUUCCUGAAUUGAAGCCCGUGCCAUCCUCAACACCGAGUGCGAAAGUUGAUUUGCCACCACCGCGUCCACCACCUCGUCAGAAGCCAAGUACCCUACCCGCUCCUGAGCCCAAAGAAGCAAAGCCGUCUGAGGCCUCUCCUCCUAGUUCAGGCCAAGCACCCGAGGUCACUCCAGCCACACCUCCGCGUGAACCGAUGAUGGAUAAAAAACAGGACAGUAAGUCUAAACAAAAAAGAGCAAGAGCUUUAUAUGAUUGUGAGGCUGAUCAUGAUGAUGAACUGGAAUUCGUCGAAGGAGAUACGAUAAUAAUCAUAGGCGAAGCCGACCCGGAGUGGCUGUAUGGUGAAGUUGAAGGAAAGCCAGGCCGAAGGGGAGUGUUUCCAAUAAAUUUUGUUCAUAUAUUGACUAACUGAGGCUAAAUUAGACUUAUGCCCAGGAGCAUGUCACACUUCUAGAUUCAAAAAUUUGAAAAAUGUAUAUUUAAUCAACACAAGGCAAGCUCAAAAUUUUCGAUUGUCUUACCCAUGGCUAUUUAAGAUGUUUAACGAAAAGCAACCCACUUUUUAAUUCAAGUCAAUUGCAAAUUUGGUAUGGGCUUUUGCAUUGUAAUUGAAGACAGUAUCGCAUGGAAUAGUAUGCUUAUUUUGACUAUCUUGGAUUUCGUUAGUUUAAUGUCCCAUGACUGAUCGUUAGAAAUAAGAAGCCCUGGCAGAGUUGUCUUGAUUAAUGGCAGCGAAGCAAUUUGCUAUUUAUUUCAAUCUGAUAAAGUUCUUCAUUUGCGCUACGAUAAAGUCGACUGUAUCCAACUCUUCUAAAUUUUUUCUUUUAGAAGCAAUUUUAAAAAUUGCCUUAAUUCUAAUUUUGAGCUUGUCUCUUCAAAUAAAUUGAUAAAAUUUUUAGAUAAAUGUCGUGAAUUAUAACAGUCAAAGACUCACUUUCUUCUACGAACGUAAAGAGAAAAUCACCAUAAAGUCAUGGUGGAUGCAUCCUGCGAUUUGUGAAAAUUUCCCUUAACGAAUCACUCACCUUAUGACGUCAUGGCCACCAAUGAUGCAUUACCUUAGCUUUGUUUAUAUCCACACAUUUCGAUUUCUAGGACAUUUAGAAUGCUAAUAGCUAAGGCUUAAUUUAGUUUUAAAGAUAUCAUUUUUCUUCUUGAUUUAAGAUCAAGUAAAAACAUUGGAAACUUUGAAGCCAUUCUGCAUUAUAGUUGUCUGUUUUCACCUUUUGUAGAUUGUUAAAAUUCGUUUUUAUAGCUCAUUUUUUAGUUUUUCAGUGCUCGUGUAUACGUUUUUGCUAUCAAAAUUCCUUGAUCGAUCACUUAGUUAUCAUAAUAGUUUAGUCAAUGAUAUCAAUCGAUCAAUCACUUCAUAUCGAUUAAUCAGCUAAUCGGUUAUUUACUUCGAUUUUCAUACAGAAUUCAGAAAGAUUCGAAAAGCUAUUUUCAGACUUAAAGCUUGAAUGUGUUUUGCAUUCAGUAGUUUGUCCUGUUCUUUAACAAAUUUUUGUCACUUUUUGCCUUGUAACUGGAAAAAGUUAUAUGAAUGGAACAGUUUGUAUAUGCCGGUCGAUCAAUGUAAAUAAAUAUAUUAUUUGGUUACUCUAAUGAUAAGAAACUAGAGAAAAAGAGGAACAAUGAAUUGAACAAGAUUAUGUCGAAAAAACACUUUAAUUACCCUGAUCCCAUCAAUUAGACUUGUUUCAUAUGAGUUAAAGUUUGUAACUGCCUCUUGUAAAUGCCACCAGUUUCUGAGGCAUAAAAUUAUCCUUGAAUAAGCGUCCUUCUAAUUUAAUUAUCAUCUGCAGACCCAUUUAAACUGCAGUUAAUUAUUUCUUUGAUUGUCACCCAACCAAUCCCCCCGCCCCCCCCCCACCCCAUAUUUUUUAUUCUCAGUUUUUCUUGUUAGGUUUCAGUUUGUUUCAAAGGCUUCGUAUAUCAAACAGGUUUUCGAAUCACGAUUAAGGGCAAGAGGAUAAGAGAAACUUAUUUGUCAGCUGGAAAUUAUUUUUCUACCGCGUUUAUGUGUAUGUUAAGCUCUCGAUAUAUCUCUAUCAUUCGUCAAUCAAUAUUUGUUUCUCUUUGUAAAUAUGACAUCGUAAUAAUUUUAUAAA
Rhopilema esculentum is the source of this 5038-nucleotide messenger RNA. RefSeq names its product arf-GAP with SH3 domain, ANK repeat and PH domain-containing protein 2. NCBI's taxonomy places the organism in Eukaryota, Metazoa, Cnidaria, Scyphozoa, Rhizostomeae, Rhizostomatidae. Gene Ontology annotation, biological process: positive regulation of GTPase activity. The record is from RefSeq and is a predicted model, not a curated record. Gene Ontology annotation, molecular function: protein binding; GTPase activator activity. Gene Ontology annotation, cellular component: cytoplasm.